AUGGAGGGCAUCGAGGAGGAGGGUGAUGAUGGGGGCAGGAAUCACGCAGCAGGACGAGGCAGAGUCAAGCGAGGGAGCAGCAGCAGCACCCGGGGGCAAGGUGAUGGGAGGGAAAAGCAGGAGAAAGAGGAAGAAAAGAAGCGCAAGAAGGUGAAAAUGGAGGGGAUGGAGAAGGUGGGGAAGAAGAAAAUAAAGAAGAAAAAGAUGCUAGAAGAGGAGCGAAAGCUGGACAGGACAGAUGAGGAGGAAGGAGAGAAAGGAGUGGGGGAUGAACUGGAGGAGAGAGAUGGGGUGGGAAAGGAAAGCGAAUAUGGAAAAGGAGUAAAAGAGGAAGAAGAGGAAGAUGAUAAAGGGGAUGAAAGAUGGGGAGAGACUCGGAGCACAGAGAUUGGGCAGGAGAAAAAGCCAAAGAAGGAAAAGAAAGAGAAGGGGAAGAAGACCAAAGAGAAGAGUGAAGAGGAUGAGACCCCACGGAAAACCCGGAAAAGGAAGUCUAAGGACGAACGAGAAGAAAAAAACAACAAAAAGGCUAAAAAGGAGGUGAAAGAGGAAGAAAAGAAAGAAGAGACAGAAAACAAGUGGAAAUGGUGGGAAGAGGAGAAGAAAGAAGAUGGGGUGAAGUGGACCCAGCUGGAGCACCGAGGACCCUACUUUGCCCCCCUCUAUGAGCCACUACCUGAUGAUGUCCAGUUUUAUUAUGAUGGCAAACCCCUGAAACUGAGCCUGGCCACGGAGGAAAUUGCCACCUUCUAUGCCAAAAUGCUUGAUCAUGAAUACACGACCAAGGAGAUCUUCCAGAACAACUUCUUCAAUGACUGGAGGAAGGAGAUGACCUUGAAGGAGCAGGAGAUAAUCAAAGAGCUGGACAAGUGUGACUUCACGGAGAUCCACAAGUACUUCAUGGACAAAAGUGAGGCACGGAAAGCACUCUCCAAAGAGGAGAAGCAGAAACUGAAGGAGGAGGCAGAUAAGAUCCAGGAGGAGUAUGGGUACUGCAUCCUUGAUGGGCACCGGGAGAAGAUAGGCAACUUCAAAACCGAGCCACCGGGGCUGUUCCGUGGACGUGGUGACCACCCCAAAAUGGGCAUGCUGAAGAAGAGGAUCAUGCCAGAAGAUGUUGUCAUUAACUGCAGCAAGGACUCCAAGAUCCCUGUGCCACCAGAAGGACACAAGUGGAAGGAGGUACGCUUUGACAACACGGUGACCUGGCUGGCCUCGUGGACGGAAAACAUCCAGAACACUUUGAAGUACAUCAUGCUGAACCCCAGCUCCAAGCUGAAG
Molecule: messenger RNA, 1281 nt
Organism: Leptosomus discolor (cuckoo roller)
Lineage: Eukaryota; Metazoa; Chordata; Aves; Leptosomiformes; Leptosomidae
Source: RefSeq, a predicted model, not a curated record